UUUGUUUUUUUUAUUUAAUUUUACUUUUCGAGGCAAGCUGACUCACCCAAAGGAGUCAGUGAACCUGACUGACUGAACCUCUCCUCCUUUUCUGUCUCAAGCUACUCAUGUCCUGUCUUUUCCAACCUCUGUUCACUAGGCUGUGUGGAUCCUUUCAUGGGGCAAUUCAAAGACUACAAGAUUCUGGCUGUGGGGUUGGUCUUUCUGGUUUUGCUGUUCUGCCUCAUGAUGCCUUGGAGUGAGCCCGUAGUCCGGUGGCUCCCACAACCCCGUCCUGCCUCUAAAAAUAUCUCAGAGACCAUCAACUGGGACUCUCUCCCUCAAGAACUCUCCAACAUGGCCAACCUUCUAUACUGGCCCCUAACUGGUGGACACAGGGAUCACUUUUUGGAUUCUACCAGCCCCAGAACCUCCACCUACCACUUGAAGGGUCCUGCCCAGGCCAACUAUACUCUGGGAAGUAAUCUAGAGGCCAUCCUGGUGGCUAGGGAUCACUGGGGUAGGCCCAAGGCUCACGGAGGAGAUCUCUUUCGGGCACAGCUGCUGGGCCCAGAAUUGAGAGCAGGAGUCCCAGGGGAGGUGAAGGAUCUGGAGAAUGGCACUUACCUCUUGUCCUUCCCCCUGCUCUGGGCUGGCUGGGCCCGGGUGCAAGUGCGGCUGAUCCACUCCAGCGAGGCAGUUGGGGUCCUGCAAAGAGUCUGGAGAGAAAAGCGAGCCACUGUUGAUUUCAGAGGGUAUUUCCGAGGAACAGAUGGCUCUGAAGAGACUGUCGUCUGUAAUGUGGACCCCCAGUCAACUGGAGCCAAAGGUCCUACCUGCCAGUACAAGGAUGUGGUUUCUGGGGAGAUCUGGUUCUGUGCUCAACCCCCUACUUUGCCCUGCAAUGCUCUAGUGGGUCACUCAAGUGGAAGUUAUCUGAAGGUGACCACGUCACAUGAUGAAGACCUGCUGGCUGGGAACGUGACUGACCAGAAACUCCCUUCAGGAGUACCUCCAAUCCUGGUCCUACGAGCAGCCCGGGGGAACGUGAGUAACUUGGCCUUGCCCUCAAGACCCCCAUGCCACCCUGGUCACCUGUCUCCAAAACCCUCCGGCUUCUACCACCAAGACAGAUGGCACUCAACAUUCUGUUCUAGCCGCUCUUUCCCCACUGUGGACAGCAUCCGGAACUGCCUGGCUGGCCGCAUUGUCUACAUGAUGGGGGAUUCCACACUUCGGCAGUGGUGGGAGUAUCUGCGAGACACAGUGCCCUCCCUGAAGCCAGUUGAUCUACAUGUCACUUAUCAGGCAGGUCCCCUGAUGGCCGUGGAGACAACUCAGGGGACAGUGCUGCACUGGAGGGCCCACAGCUGGCCCCUGCGUUCUCGCCACACCCCAGUGGCCUCCCUGCACUCUGUGGCCAGAGAACUACACGGCCUGGCUGGGGGACCCUACACAGUGGUGGUGCUGGGCAUGGGAGCCCACUUUACCACAUUCCCUCCCUCCAUCUUUGCACGAAGACUGGCAGGGAUCCGGGCAGCUGUAAAGGCCCUGCUGGACCGGGAACCCAGAACUCUGGUUGUCAUCAAACUGGCCAAUACUGGCUACAAAUCUGUGUAUGGCAGUGACUGGAUCACACUGCAGGUGAACCGCUUGCUCCGCGCCGCCUUCGCUGGUCUCCGAGUGGCCUUUGUGGAUGCGUGGGAAAUGACCUCCAGCCUGGAUGUACCAGACAGCAUCCACCCAAAGGAGCUUAUUGUUCGUAAUGAAGUGGAAUUAUUUCUGUCCUUCAUCUGUCCCACCUGAGUGCUCCUGAGGGAUCUGAGGCUGAAUGGAUGGAUGGAGAGCCUGAGUGUGGCCACCAAAAAAAAUGGACUCCCAAUGACAGAAGGCUGAAGCUAUCAAUGGCUGCCCAACUAUGACACUUUGGUUCCAUAUUUUAUACUAUUCUCUAUGUACAACAGGGAGAAUAUAGUUUUAUACAAAGGAGGCCAUGUUUUGCAUAGUUUUCUCUUUUUGAAUGUAAGGGGUUGUGUGUAGGAUAUGUACACAUAUAUGUACAGAUGCUCUCCAUGUGUGCCCAAGAGGAAGGAGAUGGCUCUCCUGUGACACAAAAAGACUUCUUGUUACUGUCAUGUGACCAAUGAAGCUGUAAGUUGUUGUGGUAAGUAUCCAACGCAAAAUAGCCGGGCUAAAGAAAUGACAACUCAAGUAAUUGGAAUAUGAGUUACAUACCUAGCUUGGGAAGAUCCGCCAUUAGACUACUCUACUUCCAUCUAUGAUGUCCCAUGUGACUUGCGGUUUCUCUGAGCCAUGUGCCUCUCUCCACUCUCCUUCCACCUCCUCCUCCCUAGAUCCUGUCUCCUCCUCCAUAGAUCCUGUCUCCUCCUCCAUAGAUCCUGUCUCCUCCUCCAUAGAUCCUGUCUCCUCCUCCAUAGAUCCUCUCUCCUCCUCCAUAGAUCCUCUCUCCUCCUCUAUUGAUCCUCUCUCCUCCUCUAGUGAUCCUCUCUACUCCUCCAUAGAUCCCCUCUCCUCCUCCAUAGAUCCUCCCUCCUCCUCCAUAGAUCCUCUCUCCUCCUCCAUAGAUCCUCUCUCCUCCUCCAUAGAUCCUCUGUCCUCCUCCAUAGAUCCUCUCUCCUCCUCCAUAGAUCCUCUGUCCUCCUCCAUAGAUCCUCUGUCCUCCUCUAUUGAUCCUCUCUCAUCCUCUAGUGAUCCUCUCUCCUCCUCCAUAGAUCCUCUCCCCUCCUCCAUAGAUCCUCUCUCCUCCUCCAUAGAUCCUCUCUCCUCCUC
Molecule: messenger RNA, 2769 nt
Organism: Apodemus sylvaticus (European woodmouse)
Lineage: Eukaryota; Metazoa; Chordata; Mammalia; Rodentia; Muridae
Product: NXPE family member 3-like
Exons: 5
Coding region: 157-1785 (542 amino acids)
Source: RefSeq, a predicted model, not a curated record